AUGGAUCAGAGCAUGGAGUUCAGCCGGAGCGGCGCGUGGAGCCUGACCCGGACUCCCCGGAGAAGCGACGCUGCCAUUGCCGACGAGGAGGCGGCUGUUUUGUGGGCGGCGCUCGAGAACCUCCAGAGCUCCGGCGGUCAGAGCAACGGUUCCGUUUCCGAUGAACCGCCGUCUCUUCACAAAUUUGAUAACGUGGACUUCGCCAAGAUGGAGCCCACCGACCGCCGGCUGUUCAUCGAUCGGAUCUUGAAGACGGCCUGCGAAGAUAACUCUGCUUUUCUCAUGAAGCUGCGCGACCGGAUUGAUAAGGCUGGAAUCCAACUUCCAACAGUUGAAGUAAGGUUUGAGAAUCUUAAAGUUCAGGCAGAUUGCCACGUAGGCAGCAGAGCUCUACCUACGCUGUUGAACGAGUCCAUCAAUAUGAUUGAGUCGUUAGUUGGUCUAUUUGGCGUGAGGCUAACUGGAAUAACCAAGCUUAAAAUCCUGAACGGUAUCUCCGGGGUUAUAAGACCCUCAAGAAUGACGCUGCUUCUGGGCCCUCCAUCUUCAGGAAAAACGACACUAUUGCAUGCUUUAGCUGGAAAGCUCCAAAAAUCACUUGAGGUGAGUGGCGAUGUAUCGUAUAAUGGAUACGAGUUAAAUGAAUUUAUACCUCAAAAGACAGCAGCAUAUAUUAGCCAAAACGACACGCACACUGGAGAGUUAACUGUAAAGGAAACGUUAAGUUUCUCUGAAAGAUGUCAAGGCGUGGGUGAUAGAUAUGAACUUCUUAGUGAGCUGGCAAGAAGGGAGAAGGCUCAAGGAAUUGUACCAGACCCAGAGGUGAAUCUCUUCAUGAAGGCUACUUCUGUUGAAGGUGAACAAAUUGAUCUUCAAACAGACUACACAAUUAGAAUUCUGGGCUUGGAUAUAUGCUCUGACAUUAUUGUUGGUGAUGAAAUGAGAAGAGGGAUAUCAGGAGGUCAAAAAAAACGUGUUACCACAGGUGAGAUGAUUGUAGGCCCUACAAAGACACUCUUUAUGGAUGAGAUAUCUACAGGGUUGGAUAGCUCAACUACACAUCAAGUUGUGAAAUGCUUUCAACAAAUUGUGCAUUUGGGUGAAGCUACCAUACUUAUGUCACUUCUCCAGCCUGCACCGGAGACAUUUAACCUGUUCGAUGACAUUAUUCUACUCUCCGAGGGCCAAAUUAUCUAUCAAGGUCCUCGUGAUCAUGUUUUAGAAUUCUUCCAAAGCUGUGGCUUCCAUUGCCCUGAAAGAAAGGGCAUUGCUGACUUCUUACAAGAGGUUACAUCAAGAAAGGAUCAACAGCAAUACUGGGCAAACACGAUCAAACCAUAUGAAUUUGUGUCCACUGCUGAAUUCAUUAAACUCUUCAAUCGAUUCCAUGUUGGAAGAGAUCUGCAAAGCAGACUUUCAAUACCUUUUGACAAGAGAAAGAGCCAUAGAGCAGCUUUGGUCUUCACCAAACGAUCCACUCCUCUUAAAUUUCUCCUCAAAGCAUCCUUUGCCAAGGAAUGGCUUCUCGUAAAGAGGAACUCCUUCAUUUACCUCUUUAGGGCGAUACAGCUUGCCACAUUUGCAUUUGCCACUUCAACUGUUUUUUUGAGAACAAACAUGAAAGCAAAUACUGAAGCUGAUGGGACGGUCUGUAUUGGGGCACUACUCUAUGGCAUGCUUAUGCAUUUUUUUAGUGGAUUUUCUGAGCAAGCUCUUGCUAUCUCAAGGUUACCGGUGUUCUACAAACAAAGGGACCUUCUCUUCUAUCCGACAUGGGUUUUUACCCUGCCAAAUUGCAUCAUAAGGAUUCCCCUAUCUAUUAUGGAGGCUGCUGUCUGGGUGAUUGUGACAUAUUAUUCCAUAGGUUUUGCCCCGGAAGCUAGCAGGUUUUUCAAGCAGUUCCUCAUAUUCAUACUGGUCCAGGAGAUGGCAGCUGGCCUUUUCAGACUGAUUGCAGGUCUGACCAGAUCCGUGACUGUAGCCAAUACUUGGGGAAGCGUUCUUACACUGACGCUAAGUUCUAUUGGUGGCUACACCUUACCUAAAGCUUUGCUACCCAAUUGGUGGAUGUUUGGUCACUGGCUUUCCCCGUUGACAUAUGCGUUUACUGCUCUUACAAUCAAUGAGAUGUCUUCUUCUAAGUGGAUGGAUAAAUUUGCACCAGAUGGCAGAAGACUGGGGGUAGCAAUCCUAGAGAAUAUCGAUCUCGUCACAGAUCAGAACUGGUAUUGGAAAUCAGCUGGGGUUCUUCUAGGAUAUUCCAUCUUCUUUAACAUUCUUUUUGCACUUUCCCUGAUGUAUCUAAAUCCUCCCGGAAGGCCAAAUCCAGUCAUGCCUGAAGAAACAACUGCUAAGAUGGAAACCAAAGGAGAUCAAUGUGUGGAUAAUGGAAACAAGAUAGAAGUUGAGGUUCAAAGUAGUUGUUGUCGCUCUAGCAGCAACGCAACUGAGUGGCGUAGUUAUGAAACAUAUAGGAAUGAAGUCUACAAAUCUUCUUCUAAAAGAGGAAUGGUUUUUCCUUUUACACCCCUUGUUAUGACUUUCAAAGAAGUGAACUACUAUGUUGAUAUACCUCCAGCAAUGAAGGGACAAAUAAUUAAAGAAGAUAAGCUUCAACUGUUGAGGGAAAUUACUGGGACCUUUCGUCCCGGAAUACUUACAGCCCUGAUGGGAGAGAGUGGAGCUGGGAAGACAACACUAUUAGAUGUCUUGGCAGGAAGGAAAACUGGUGGAUAUAUUGAAGGAGAUAUCCAGCUUGCUGGCUACCCUAAGAAACAAUCAACUUUUGCAAGGAUUUCUGGAUACUGUGAACAAGUUGAUGUUCACUCUUCUCAGCUCACUGUCAAGGAGUCACUCACCUUCUCUGCAUUAUUGCGUCUUCAGGGAAUUAGCAUAGAAGAUAAACUUAGAUUUGUUGAGGAAGUGAUGGAAUUGGUUGAGCUUGAUAACCUCAGGGAUGCGUUGGUGGGAAUUCCAGGAAUCACCGGUCUUUCCACAGAGCAAAGGAAAAGGCUGACAAUUGCUGUGGAGCUUGUUGCAAAUCCUUCCAUCUUAUUCAUGGACGAACCAACAUCGGGUCUUGAUGCAAGAGCAGCUGCUAUUGUCAUGAGAACAGUGAGAAACACUGUCAACACAGGAAGAACUGUUGUCUGUACCAUCCACCAACCAAGCAUUGACAUAUUUGAAUCCUUUGAUGAGUUACUCUUGCUGAAACGAGGGGGCCAAGUAAUUUUUUCAGGACCAUUGGGCGAGAAUUCUCAGAAGCUAAUAGAAUAUUUUGAGGAAAUUCCCGGAGUUCAGAAAAUCGAUGAUGGAGCCAACCCAGCGGCAUGGAUGUUGGAAACAAGUUCUGUUGCCACAGAAGCAAAACUAAAAAUUGAUUUUGCACAGAUAUAUAAAUCUUCUCCACUGCACAAGCGAAAUGUGGUAUUGGUUGGAGAACUUAGCAAGCCAUUGCCUGGCGCAACUGAUCUUUACUUCUCAACUGAAUAUGCCCAAUCUACUUAUGGCCAAUUCAAAAUCUGUGUAUGGAAGUACUGGUCUAUAUAUUGGAGGAGUCCAGGGUACAAUCUAUCAAGACUAGGCAUGGCCUUUGUCACUGCUCUAGUGCUAGGCUCAAUUUAUUGGAAAAUUGGCCAGCGCAGAGAAAAUUCGAAAGAGCUUAUGUCUGUUAUCGGAGCAAUGUUCCUUGCUGUAGAAUUUAUUGGCUUUGCCAAUUGCUCUACCGUACAACCACUCAUCAAUACUGAGAGGUCGGUGUUUUACCGUGAAAAUUCUGCAGGGAUGUACUCGGCAUUACCAUACGCUCUUUCUCAGGUAGUUGUUGAAAUACCGUAUGUCCUCUUCCAGGCAUUUUACUACACGCUUGUUGUGUAUUACAUGAUGAGCUUCCAGUUGACUGCAAUGAAAUUCCUGUGGUUCUUCUCCAUCUCUUUUAUCUCCUUCCUUUACUUCACAUACUACGGGAUGUUAUCUGCGGCGGUGUCUCCGAACUUACAAGUAUCUGCUAUAAUUUCUACCAGCAUCUUUUUUUUCUUUGAUCUUUUCUCUGGGUUCUUCAUCCGUAGACCAGAAAUUCCGGUGUGGUGGAUCUGGUAUUCCUGGAUCUGUCCUGUGUCAUGGUCAUUAUAUGGGUUGAUUGUGACUCAAUACAGUGACAUUCAUGACAAGAUAAAGGUUCCAGGUGAGGAAGAUCAACAAAUCAGAGACUAUGUUAUGAACCAUUUUGGUUACAGGGAUGACUACCAAGGCCUUAUGAUUGUUGUGCUUGUGGGAUUCACGGUCUUCUUCGCCUUCAUGUACACUUACUGCAUUAGAUCUUUGAAUUUCCAACAGCGGUAGAGGAAAAGGGAAUUCAAUGGUCUAACAAUUUGGUGAUUUUCAGAGGAACACCAAUUCAAGGUAUUUAGAUGAAUAAUAAGUUCUAGAUAGAUAAUUAUUUCUUUUUAUUUGAAAAUGUGAAAAUGUCAACGCGUGAAGGUUUAAUUGACAUGCUAGGGGUAUUUUUGGAUUUCUUCGCAUUGAUGUGGAUUAUUGCUUGUAUUUUUUUUUUUAAUUAUUGGCAUGCAUUAUUUUAGAUCCCUUUUUGGACAUGUAAAAGUUGCUUCACCCAUUAAAUAGUGAUUGUUAAAGGAAACUUUGGAAAUGCAACAUUGAAAUUUAGCCAAUAAAAGUGAUUAUGAGGUUAUUUUUAAAACUUA
Messenger RNA from Phalaenopsis equestris, 4700 nucleotides. Its product is annotated as ABC transporter G family member 42-like. NCBI's taxonomy places the organism in Eukaryota, Viridiplantae, Streptophyta, Magnoliopsida, Asparagales, Orchidaceae. Bases 1 to 4341 code for a protein of 1446 amino acids. Gene Ontology annotation, cellular component: membrane. The transcript is spliced from 23 exons. Gene Ontology annotation, molecular function: ABC-type transporter activity; ATP hydrolysis activity; ATP binding. The record is from RefSeq and is a predicted model, not a curated record.